UUAUAAUAGACCUAAUUUACAACCAUGCAGUCACUGUCAUCAGCUGUUGAUUUUUAUUAUGUUCAUUAACAAUAUCAGCCUUGGGCACUGGUGCAAGAACCGAUGUCGGUCGAGCGAUGACCGGCCAUCUACCUCCUCCGAGACUCGGGGUGGAAGAUCGACAUCACCGAGAGGCGACCCCAAGGAGCCCUCUAUCAAGGAGGUGGAUAAGCUCCACCUUCAAAUUGAGGAACUCAACCGCAGUCUAGCUUCUGUCUCGGAGUUCGUCCAAAGUGAGAAGGCUAAGAAGGAUGCUAAAGAACAAGCAAAGCGCGACGCUGAAGAAGAGGAACAGCAUAAGCCGGCUGAGAGAAAAGCAUGGGAGAAGGAGCGUAAGAGGUUGGAGAAACUACAGAAGGAGAAAGAGAGGGAUGCCGAGUUUGAAAAGAAGAUGGAGAUGCAGCUAGCAAUGAAGACUGGCGACUUUUUUGAUCGCUUGGAAGCUAACCUCGGACCAGUCCUUAAUGUCCUGAAACAGACACGAGGAAAGAAGCAAGCGGUCUGUAUAUCGGACCCUGGGUCGGAGUCGGGACCGGGGAGCUAUGGAAGCGAUACUGAAGAAAUCCGCUCUCAAACGCAGAAGUUGACGAUCCAUGAGAAGCGUAAUAGGGGACCGGAGCCCGUACUUGAGGACAGCCCACCGAUGUUGACGCCAGCAAAGAGGACACCACGUGGAACGAAGGAAAAAGGAGCGGCGGCUACUACACGGGUUACGCGAUCGAAGGCAAAGAUGAAGACGAAUCUUUCUCCUUACAUGGCGAAGAUGAAGAAGACCCCGGGACAACCGGGCACUGUCGCGAACUUGCGCUACCACAACCAAGCUAUGGAAGAACUCCGGAAUUUAGGCGCACAGGAGUUGCAGGCGAUAUGCAAGGACGAAGGCAUUGCGUACAACGGCAAGAUCGAUGGGAUAUUUGAUAUCGCAAGUCAUCGGACUAGGAAGAACUUUGGGGAGGUUGAACCGGUCGACAUGUCGGGAGUUUUUGAAGCCGAGGAAGAAACAUCGGUGACUGGUGAUGACGGAGGCCAGGACGAAGAGGCUUGAUGUGGUUUCGGAACUGAUGAGAUAUGGCGCUUAGUACACG
This is a messenger RNA of Chara braunii, 1124 nucleotides long. The record is from the annotation of a GenBank genome assembly. NCBI's taxonomy places the organism in Eukaryota, Viridiplantae, Streptophyta, Charophyceae, Charales, Characeae.